CAAUUUCUUCUUCAUCAAAGUUAGAUGUUGGUAGACGACGAAGAUAGAAACUGCUGGCAGUGAGCCAUAUCUAUUGAAGUAUGGCAGUUCCUGGAUUUAUCCUUGUUGUCUGCAUUCUCCUGUUGCACAUUAGUUCCGUGACUAAUUAUCCCAAUGGAAAAGUGACAAACUCGUGUCAUGGAAUGAUGCCUAUACAUGGUCAUAAUCCACUCCUCGAUCCCAUUCACAACAUUGCAGUGAGUCAAGCAACAUUCAGACCAGGAGAUCAGAUUAAAGUCACGUUGUCAGGGCCCCCCUUUAAAGGCUUUCUCCUGGAAGCACGAAAUGCUGAGGAUUUGAAUGGCCCUCCUAUUGGCUCUUUCACAUUGAUUGACAGUCAGGAAGCACAGCUUCUUACUUGUGAAGAUGUACAGGGAUCAGCUGUGAGUCAUACAAGCCCAUCCAAGAAAACAGAAAUUAAUGUUGACUGGAAUGCUCCAAGCAGUGCCCCAAAUCACAUACAGUUUUUAGCUACAGUUGUUGAGAAGUAUAAAAUCUACUGGGUUAAGAUUCCUGGUCCCAUCAUCUCGCAGCCGGAUGCACCUCCUUUUACAACUCCUGAAGCUACAAGACUACCUUUAUCGACAUCAGCUCCAGUCUCCCAUUUAACCGAAUCAUUCAAUGCUUCAGAUUGUGGGAAGAAAAAAUUCUGCAUCAGAAGUCCUCUGAACUGUGACCCCAAGAAGGAUCAUACCUGCCUCUUCUUGUCCUUCACUCGAGAUGACCAGUCAGUGAAGAUCGAAAUGAGUGGUCCCAGUGAAGGCUAUUUAUCCUUCGCAUUUUCUCAUGACCGAUGGAUGGGUGAUGAUGAUGCGUAUAUGUGUAUUCGUGAAGAUCAGACUGUGCACCUAAAACCUUCCCAUUUGACAGGUCGAGAGCAUCCUAUUAUGGACUCAGAGGUUUCUCUUGAGGAUAUGGCUUGGAGGUUGGCGGAUGGUUUUAUGCAGUGUUCCUUCAGAAGAAACAUUACCCUUCCUGGUUUUAACAAUAGAUUUGAUCUAAACGCAAGUUACUACAUAUUUCUAGCAAAUGGUGCUACUGCUGAUGGUCGAAUUCAUAAGCAUUCUCAGCAACCUUUGAUUACACACGAAAAGUACAAUGUGACAGACAAUCCAAAGAACGUAGGUGGCUCGCAUUCUGUACUCCUUCUGAAGGCUCAUGGUGCCUUGAUGUUUGUGGCAUGGAUGACGACUGUUAGCAUAGGUGUACUCACUGCCCGGUUCUUCAAACCUGUUUGGUCACAGAUUUUCUUUGGGAAAGCAGUUUGGUUUCAGGUGCAUCGACUGCUCAUGAUCACCACGUCUGCGCUCACCUGCAUUGCUGUCAUUCUGCCUUUUGUUUACAGGGGAGGCUGGAGCUGGCAUGCAGGAUAUCACCCCUACCUUGGCUGUGUAGUGAUGGUUUUAGCAGUUCUUCAGCCUCUCCUGGCAACCUUCAGACCACCUUUACAACACCCCAGAAGACAAGUAUUUAACUGGACUCAUUGGAGUAUUGGAACAGCUGCUCGAAUAAUAGCAGUGACUACAAUAUUCCUGGGAAUGGAUUUAUCAGGAUUAAAUCUCCCUGACCCUUGGACAACCUAUACAAUGAUUGGAUUUGUAGCCUGGCAUGUUGGGACUGAGAUUAUUUUGGAGAUACAUGCUUACCGACUCUCUCAGAAAGCUGAAAUAUUGGAUGAUACCAGAAUUCAGAUCAUGCAAUCAUUUACUGUAGCUGAAGCAGAAGGUCAUGGUUUUAAAAAGUUUUUGUUAGCAAUUUAUAUCUGCGGGAAUGUGACUUUUCUCAUUAUAUUCUUAUCUGCAAUCAACUAUCUAUGAGGAGGCAAAGACCUUGGCUUUUGAAGACUGGAGGAUAAUUAUCCUCAAACCGAAGAAAACUGAAACAUGUAGGACUACCUGGAGCAAACUUGUGAACUUGAACUUAGGAGAGGUCCAGCUGAGGUCCACAGAGGAAUUGGGAAGCCUGGUCACUAGAAAUCAACCUUCUGCAGGGCUGUCAACGGAUGUCAAGCCUUUACAUGCAAUUUGGUCUUGGAGUGAAAAUUUUCCUUGAGAGAUGACCCUCAACUAUGUAUGCAGAGAUUUUAAGAAUGUUAGCAUUUAUGACAAUAAAUAAAAACUAUUGGGGGAAACAAAAAGUUAUCAUUAGAUUAAAAAAGGGAAAGGAAGGGAAAUAUAUGAAGGGAAAUAUAUUUAGAACUACAAAAUGCUCAAAAAGUACCGUAAAGAAAACAUUUUUUUUUAGCUAGUAGUUGAUCUGAACAGUCUAUCUUAGGAUCUCAGGAGAAAUGAUGUUUUCAUUUCAGGUUUUUACAUGCUCUUCAUUAUAUGCAUUUUAUUACUUCUUUGGUAAUGGAGUUUGCUUUACCCAUUGUUGGGUUAACAAAUAUGUGAAUAAAUUAUGAAUAUUAUAACUUCUUUGACAGAAACAAAAUUCAAGUGUUCAUCUUCUACUCAGAGACCAAAAUAUGUUCAUCUUCACAGCUGAAAUGGGAUUUUUUGCUAAUUAUUUCUUUAAUUAAAUAUUAUUUUCUUACCAUUGGUUUAUAAUACUAUAGAAGUUUACGUGUUCAACAUCAUACCUCUUAUGUACAUUUGUUUUGACUGUAUGAUGUAGGGUAACACUGUCCUCCCAUUGUUCAUCGAUUUGCUCAAGCGGGCACCAGGAACGUCUCUAUUGUGAGACUUGUUAUAGCCUUGAAUCAUGGUGGGCUUGAAUUUUUUUUUUUUGGUGGGCUUGAAUUUUAUGGUUAAAUAAACCUCAACUAUGAAACACCUUACUGAUUGUAGAAUUGCAAUGAAGACAUCUAGCCAGUAGAUGGCACCAUAAUACCAAAAUACUGUUUUGUUCCCAUGAGCUAUGAUUCUGUUAGUAUUUAGGUAAUGCCACGCAUUUCCCUGAAGAUUCACCAAUUCUUAAGAUACAUUUGAAAAAUCUGUGUUUUUCUUUUGAGGUCUUGGACUAAGAGAAAAUUAGGGAUCAGUAUUAUUAUUUUCUGGUUUAGUUUCUGUUUGCAUUCUAGCCAUUGUAAUUACUUGAUAUUGUUUCCUAUUUCUCUUUAUGUUCUUCUCACCUUGUAACAAAUGAAUAUGAUGAUACCGGGCAAGAGAACCAAAUGGAAAUUCUUUUUUAAAAUUAAAUGAAUUUUUUCUCUUUGUAUCUCUGUUUUUGUUGCAGUACUGUGAUUUACAAUACUGUUUUUGAUGGUUUCUUGCAGACAUCGUUCCAGCGUAAUACCCACCAUCAGAGUACCCACUUCCCUAAAUUGGAGAUUCUUAAUGAAAGUAUUUUUUUGGGUUCACACUUUCUGGCACUCAGGCAGAGAUGACAGCUGGGGCCCCUGGGUACCAAGCAUCAGUUCCUUCCAUUUGAGCACUCUCCUGGGACCCUGCAAGAUGGAGAUUCUUAAAAACAUUUAGGGAGAUCUGUUCUAUUUCUUGAAGUAUUUUUCUGGUUAUAUUCUAGUUUCUGCUUGACACAAAGACCUAACUUCUUUUUUCUUUUUUGGGGAGGACCACUCUCAGCUGUGCUUAAAGCUUAUUCCUGAUUUUGCACUCAGGGAUCACUUUUGGGCUCAAGGGACCAUAUGGGGUGCCGAGGAUCGAACCCCAAUCAUCUCUGUGCAAGGGAAGCACUUUCCCCACUGUACUACCUCUCUGAUCCUCAAGGACCUAACUUCUUUCUUUUUUUAAAAAAAAUUACUGAAUCACUGUGAGUUACAAAGUUAUUCAUGGUUGAGUUUCAGGCAUACAGUAUUCCAGCACCUAUCGCUGGACCAGUGUCCACUUCCCUCCACCAAUGUUCCCAGUUUUCCUCCCGACCCCUAA
Molecule: messenger RNA, 3866 nt
Organism: Sorex fumeus (smoky shrew)
Lineage: Eukaryota; Metazoa; Chordata; Mammalia; Eulipotyphla; Soricidae
Gene: FRRS1
Product: ferric chelate reductase 1
Exons: 16
Coding region: 81-1856 (591 amino acids)
Molecular function (GO): oxidoreductase activity, acting on metal ions
Source: RefSeq, a predicted model, not a curated record